AUGCUUUACCUUAUUGGACUUGGUCUCUCUGACGAGACAGAUAUUACUGUCAAAGGACUUGAGGCUGUCAAGAAAUGCGCUCGCGUAUACCUUGAGGCCUACACCAGUAUUUUGCUGGUGGAUAAAACAGUUCUUGAAAGUUACUAUGGACGAGAAGUGAUUAUCGCAGAUAGAGAUAUGGUAGAGAGUGCUAGUGACGAUAUCUUGGAAGAUGCGCAAAAUGUCGAUGUUGCAUUUUUGGUUGUGGGAGAUCCUUUUGGUGCUACUACCCAUACUGAUCUUGUCCUCCGCGCGCGUUCCUUAAAUAUUCAAAUCUCUACUAUUCCUAAUGCCUCCAUUAUGUCCGCGAUUGGCGCUACCGGUCUCCAACUUUACAAUUUUGGCCAAACUGUCUCAAUGGUUUUCUUCACUGAGAACUGGAAGCCUGCCUCAUUCUACGAUCGCAUUCGAGAGAACAGGAAUAUCGGUUUGCACACGUUGGUAUUGUUGGAUAUCAAGGUUAAGGAGCAAACUAUGGAGAAUAUGGCGAGAGGAAGAAAGAUAUACGAGCCACCAAGAUACAUGACUGUAGGACAGUGCGCAUCGCAGAUGUUGGAGAUCGAGGAGCUUAAGACAGAGAAUGGAGAGGGAGGAGUUUACAAUGAAGAGAGUCUCUGCGUGGGUGCUGCUCGAGUAGGCUGCAAGGAUGAGAAAUUUGUAAGUGGGACAUUAAAACAAUUGUGUGACGCCGAUGAGCAAUUGGGAGGCCCUUUGCACAGUUUGGUGUUGCUUGGAAGGAGGACGCAUGAGUUAGAGCAUGAUUAUGUAAGAGAGUUUGCGGUGGAUAAGGGAGUCUGGGAUACCAUCUGGAAGAGAGAUUAUGAAGGAAAGGUGUAA
Messenger RNA from Botrytis porri, 876 nucleotides. RefSeq lists its product as uncharacterized. NCBI's taxonomy places the organism in Eukaryota, Fungi, Ascomycota, Leotiomycetes, Helotiales, Sclerotiniaceae. The transcript has 3 exons. Gene Ontology annotation, biological process: protein histidyl modification to diphthamide. Bases 1 to 876 code for a protein of 291 amino acids. The record is from RefSeq and is a predicted model, not a curated record. Gene Ontology annotation, molecular function: diphthine synthase activity.